AUGGUCACCCAAGAUGAUUUCCCCACAGCAAGCGCGGUAGAUGAAAUCGUCUCCCUAACUAGAGUAGCUAGUGUAGAGGCCGCGGCUGACGCGCUAUACGCGCACGCGGAUCUCGUGUCUGCCAUUCUAGUUGCGUUGGCAAAGCGUAUACCACACGAUCAGCAAUCCAAGCUUGUUGAUUUUACUGUUCGCCUAGGGAAUACCACCGUGCCUGAUCCGACAGGGGAGGGAGUGCUGUUCCUCAGAGAUGGUGUUGAUAUGAUACCAUUUUGGUCGGGCAUGCCUAGAUUCUCUAUAAACCUAGCUGAAGAAUGGCUGAAAGGUCCUGGUAUUGAUCCCGAAGAAACACUGAAAAAUCUUGACUGGGGAAAUUUAGUAGCCUUCUACGCCCAGCUCUCAGAGGCCAAAUUCUGGCGCCUUUUCGAGCAGACUGGCUGGAACCAUGGCCACUUAACACAACUGUUCGAAGAAGACGUAAUAAGGCAGGACGUGGUGGUGGCCUGUAUGUGGUUGAUUCAUGCGCCUAAGAAGAUCUGGACCGAUAUCCAGCGGCGUCGCAAGCACCUCAAGGAGAUUUUCGAGCUAGACUUAUGGUCGAGGUGGAAGAAGUACCUGCAGGAUUAUCAGCAGAAACUCGUGGAUGACGGUUCAGAUGAGGAAUUACAGAGCCUUAUUAGCGGCUCUCUAGAUAGCAUGAACACAACUGAAGCUGAGCUAGGGAAAUAA
Messenger RNA from Clonostachys solani, 726 nucleotides. The record is from the annotation of a GenBank genome assembly. Lineage: Eukaryota; Fungi; Ascomycota; Sordariomycetes; Hypocreales; Bionectriaceae.